AUGCAGUGGGAGGGGUGGCGAAGGCAGCAGAGGUGGAUGCGGCAGAGGGUGGAUCUGGGCGGCAAAGGGCGGCAGAGGGUGGUACUGGCCAGCAAAGGGCGGCUUAGGAUGGAUCUGGUCGGCGAAGGGCGGCAGAGGGCGACAGAGGAUGGAUCCGGACUGCAGAAGGGGGCUCCAACAGUUUGGAUGCCAGGAAAGGUAGAACUAGAGAAAAAAAACAACUCCCCCAACCACCAUUUAAGGAGGUUGGGGGAGGAGGAAAAUUCCGGUAGCAGAUUGUUUAGUGAGAGGGGAGAGGAAAAUAUUUUAGAGAGAUAA
This is a messenger RNA of Oldenlandia corymbosa var. corymbosa, 318 nucleotides long. NCBI's taxonomy places the organism in Eukaryota, Viridiplantae, Streptophyta, Magnoliopsida, Gentianales, Rubiaceae. The record is from the annotation of a GenBank genome assembly.